CAAGCUUUUGCAGUGAAAGGGGAAGCGGCGGAGGGAGAGGCAGCGGUGGGAACGCUUUGAUAGUCGAAUCAGUGCAGAGAGAGCGCACCAUCAACCUCCGGGACAUAGGCAUGGAACUAGCGGCGAGUUGCACAGCAUCAGACUGCUCCUGAUACCCUGCCAGUCCCAGGAUUUGUUUUGAAAUUGAAAUGCAAGAGAAGAAUUACACUUAUCUUGGGUGACAUGAUGUGCAUCUUCCAGAUCUGAAACUUCCAGAGAAAGAUUCUACUGCAGGAUGGCUAUUUGGCUUUACAGCUCAACUAUGGAUUGACAGCUGAAUAAGAAUCAGAGUUACAAGAUAAGAAGCACUCUCUCGAUGACUUUUGGAGUUACUACAGUUAUUCAUUGGCACCAAGGACUUUUGGAAUUUAUAUUGCUGAGAAUCCAAUAAUGGCAUCGUGUACGAUGUUUCUUCAUACAAGAUGGAGUUGUCCUGUAUCCUUUUUAUAUCGCAUAGUCACCAUUUUCUUCAAUGUAGACUGUAGUGCUGCUCUCUGGAUAUUCAGCUUUGCUGUCAGGGUCAUAGUGCUGGAGGGUCAGAUCAAUUACCCAACUGUGAAUACACAUUAUGGAAAACUACGGGGAAUCCGAAUUCCCUUGCCAAGUGACAUACUUGGGCCAGUGGAUCAGUACCUGGGAGUUCCAUAUGCAAGUGCUCCUACUGGAGAGAAAAGGUUCCAACCACCAGAACCUCCACCCUCUUGGUCUAGAAUACGUAACGUAACUCAUUUUGCUCCUGUCUGUCCGCAAAACAUUCAUGGUAUAGUACCAGAAAUCAUGUUACCAAUCUGGUUCACGGCCAAUUUGGAUAUAGUUGCAACCUACAUCCAGGAUCAAAAUGAAGACUGUUUGUAUCUAAACAUCUAUGUUCCUACAGAGGAUGUAAAAAGAAUAUCGAAGGAAUGCACAAGAAAACCCAACAAGAAAAUAUGUAGAAAAGGAGGGGCCAAUGCAAAGAAACAGGGCGAUGAUCUAGCCGAUAAUGAUGGCGAUGAAGAUGAAGAUAUCCGUGAUAGUGGGCCUAAGCCAGUCAUGGUGUACAUUCAUGGAGGCUCUUACAUGGAGGGGACGGGAAAUAUGAUUGAUGGCAGCAUAUUGGCAAGCUAUGGCAAUGUUAUUGUAAUCACACUCAACUACCGUGUUGGUGUUCUGGGUUUCUUAAGCACUGGGGAUCAAGCUGCAAAAGGCAAUUAUGGCCUAUUGGAUCAGAUCCAGGCCUUACGCUGGAUUAGUGAGAACAUUGCAUUCUUUGGAGGGGAUCCCCUACGGAUUACAGUUUUUGGAUCUGGAAUUGGGGGCUCAUGCGUCAGUCUUCUCACACUGUCCCAUCAUUCAGAAGGGCUUUUCCAAAGAGCGAUCAUUCAGAGUGGGUCAGCCUUAUCCAGUUGGGCAGUGAACUACCAACCAGCAAAGUACACAAGAUUACUAGCAGAGAAGGUGGGUUGCAACAUGCUGGACACCCUUGACAUGGUGGACUGUCUACGGCAGAAAUCUUUCAAGGAGCUAGUAGAACAGGACAUCAAGCCAGCCCAAUAUCAUGUUGCAUUUGGUCCAGUCAUCGACGGAGAUGUUAUUCCCGAUGAUCCUGAAAUUCUGAUGGAGCAGGGAGAGUUUCUAAAUUAUGACAUCAUGUUGGGAGUCAAUCAGGGAGAAGGAUUCAAAUUUGUGGAAUGGAUAGUGGAUCAUGACGACGGGAUAUCUGGAAGUGACUUUGAUUUCACUGUUUCUAAGUUUGUGGAUAACCUUUAUGGUUACCCUGAGGGUAAGGAUACACUUCGGGAAACAAUCAAAUUCAUGUACACUGACUGGGCAGACCGUGACAAUCCUGAGACACGGCGGAAAACCUUGGUUGCUCUCUUUACUGAUCAUCAAUGGGUGGAGCCUGCAGUAGUGACAGCUGAUCUGCAUGCACGUUACGGUUCACCUACAUAUUUCUACGCCUUCUACCAUCACUGUCAAAGUGACAUGAAACCAGCCUGGUCUGAUGCAUCCCACGGUGAUGAAGUACCCUAUGUCUUUGGAAUCCCCAUGGUUGGACCAACUGAUCUAUUCCCAUGCAACUUUUCCAAAAAUGAUGUGAUGCUUAGUGCAGUUGUCAUGACAUACUGGACAAAUUUUGCCAAAACAGGUGACCCAAACAAGCCAGUGCCUCAGGACACCAAAUUCAUUCAUACAAAGGCAAACCGGUUUGAAGAAGUGGCCUGGUCUAAGUACAACCCACGGGAUCAGCUUUAUCUUCACAUUGGUCUGAAACCUCGAGUCCGGGAGCACUACCGUGCCACCAAAGUAGCCUUCUGGAAGCACCUGGUCCCACAUCUAUACAACCUGCAUGAUAUGUUCCAAUACACCUCCACCACAACCAAGGUGCCUCAGCCUAAUACCACUCCAAUCUCCUACGCGACUAGACGACCCAAUGGCAAGGUUUGGCCAUUCACAACCAAACGACCAGGCUCAGGCAUGUCUCCAGCUUUCAACUCCAAUGAGCAGCAGAAAGAGAACUGGAACUCAGAGCAGGAUGGCGGUUCCCUCCUGAUCGAGAAUCCCCGAGACUACUCGACUGAGCUAAGUGUAACUAUCGCUGUAGGGGCCUCCCUGCUUUUUCUCAAUGUUCUCGCCUUUGCGGCUCUGUACUACCGGAAGGACAAACGCCGUAAUGACCCCCAUACACAGCCAAGCCCACAACGUAACACUAGCAAUGACAUGACGCACACACAGGAGGAAGAGAUCAUGUCGCUACAGGUGAACCAAACCCACCAUGAAUGCGAAAACAUCCAGGCUCAUGAGCCCAUGCGGCUUCCUUCACUGCCAGACUAUACUCUAACUCUCCGUCGAUCUCCCGAUGACAUACCCCUCAUGACCCCCAAUACUAUCACCAUGAUUCCCAACUCCUUGAUGGGGAUGCAGACCUUGCAUCCUUACAACACCUUCGCUGCUGGUUUUAACAGCACAGGGCUGCCUCAUUCACACUCCACUACCCGGGUAUAGUCCUGGGCAGAAAUCCUCCAGUAAUAGGAGUGAAUGAACUCUGGGCAGAGACUCCCUCAUACAGCCCACUCCACACUGCUGGAUUUUAACAAGAGUCUAAUUAACAUGUGCACUGUACCAUCCUUACAAGAAGGCUCGCUCCCUGGGAACUUCAAAAGAAACAUAUUCACAUUGGGCCUUCUUGUUCAAAGAGAUAACCUGAAGUUUUAUAAAAUAAUCAAAAUGAAAAAACGUUUAAAAAAAAAUGAAAGUGCUUUUGUUACCAUUGUGGGGAGAUAGCAACAGUCAACUGCCCACCUUUAUCUCAUUGUUCACAUGCCUUAGCCCCGCACCUGCUGUGCUCCAUGCAGUUUUUAAUCACUUUUAGAACAGUUUAGAGUAAGCAUAUUAGGACUGAGGAGAUAGUAGGAAAUGCACGCACACAAGAACUGAAACACUAUGGCCAGUCGAGCCAAGAAUGUCCUCUACAGUUCACGGAUCAGCUGCCAUAAUUUCCUGGGAGCAUCGUGGAAAGACCAGAAAGUAAUGAGAACUGGGAUUUGAGCCGAAGCUAUGGCAAUCGAUUGAUAGAGCCCCUAGAAGAUUCCCAGUGCAUUGUUUCUCGGAAAGGUUGUUGAGAAAAAAGAGCUCCUCCCUGGCCUCCAGGCUCUGUUAUCAUUUGGAAGCAUCUGUGCUCACCCAUUGCUACCUACCUUUUCCUUCCUCAUUCAGUUAACUGGGGAAGCACUUUGAAUUUUUGUGACUUGACAAAAACCUAACAAACAUUUUACACAUUUUUUUUGUUCUGGAGCUGGUGGCAACUCUUCAAAAACAGCGAAUAAUGCAGCUUUAGAUAGUGUGCACCCCUUAAUUUUUUUAUACAAGGUGAAUUGUGACACGUGCCAAAUUAGAACCAGCAUUUUUGGUGGGGUGGGGGGAGUGGAGGGUUGUUUUUAAUUGUAUCUGUCUGUUUUGUAUUUUGGUAUCAGCAAUCUGUUGCUGUCUGUUACUUUGUGCCAUGCUUGUCUGUGACUGAGAAGGUGUGGAGAGAGACAGUGCCACAAUAUGCUCCCAUGUUUUGAGGCUUUUAAUUUCAAAGUCAGGUUCCAUUCCAUGUACUUAGUCCAGGCUCACAAAACUGUGCUGUCAAAGGAAUAUUUUCUUCAAAGCUACAUCAGACAGCUCCCACAGAAGCCAGGCUCCAGGCAAGUGUAAAAAAAAUCACUUCAAUGCUCGGGAGUUUCAAUUCAAAUUUUUAAAUCGGCUCUUCCCUCCAGAGUUCAUUCUUGUCAUACAUAUUUUGAGUAAUAUUCUCUGUCCAUGAUUUAUUUACAAGUUCAUGUAAAGAGUAUGUGUUUAAUGAGAUUGGUUUGAAAACUUUAAGUUAAUUCUCUAUGUGCCCAGUAGGUAAAAAGGCGGGUUCAAAAUGUGUCAAUUUCUAGGGCAAUGUUCCUUGAGCCAUGGCACCUGACAAAUGUCUGAUCCCACAUUCGGUUAAGCAAUUCUUGAGAGUUCUGUUAACCAUUUAAAACCGAUGUUAGGCCCCUUACAUAUGUAAACACCUGUUUUAGGACUCCUCUGGAAAAUUGGCUGUCCUGAGUAAAGCAUGCACCAGAAAAACCUUGCUCAAGACAUUCAGCAGCCUCUAUGAUUGAGUAACAGUCACCAACAAAGAAAAUAUAUGUUUUUCCAUACUUUGAUGUGGAGCAAGGAGAAGCAGGAACAAUCAUUCUCAAGGAUUACUGCCAGUCAUGGUCACCCUCUGCCAUUGCCCUCACCAGUGAGACAAGCAGUCCAAAAUCCAUGUUCUUUAAAUCAACAAACUGCCAUUAGAGAUACAGCGGGCUUAUCAACCAAAGCAUAAGAUAAGACCACGGUCAGUUUCUGGAAAGUUGUGCAGCUUUAUUGCAGACAAUGAAUGGCCCAUAACCAGUUUGUUCUGUAUAAUCUCUGUGUCAUCAUUGCUAGUACUCUGUGGGAGAAAAAGAAAACAGUCUUCUCAAGAAUGUAAACCCACAUCUCAAUUAUAAAUAAUUCCAGCCUUUCUCAACAAACUAAUCCAAAUAAAACAAAUCUCAUACACACAAUUCUGGAAAUACUCAGAAUGUCUCCUUGAAAGAGACUUCAGUAAUUCUGAACAUUUGCAGCAUUUACCAUUCCGAAUAUACAUUCCUUGACUUCUUUGUUUGUUCAUUUCCCGGAUGUUUGGCAUUUGUUACACAUAAAUAACUACCCUUGAGUAGCUGCAGGUGAGCUGCUUUCUCGAACAUCUGCAGUCUGCAUGGUGCAGGUAGGACUGUUGUGAUGUUAGGUAGGGAGUCCCACCAUUUUGACCCAGUGACAGCAAAGGACUUACAAUAUGGUUCCAAAUUAGCAAUGUGUAUGGUUUGAAGGGAAAUUUGCAGUUAAUGGUAUUCCCAAGCAUCCACAGCCCUUCUCCUCCUGUGUAGUAGAGCUUGGGAAUUUAGAAGAUGCUGUUGACGUGUUCCUGAAUCUAUUUGCCAGCAGCUGAAAAUAGGAAAUUAUCAGGUCUCGUACCAAGUUCUCAUUGGAAAACUCAACCUGCUUUGAUAACAAAUAAUCAAACCACUGUCCUAGAAAGAACACAAAGUCAACAUCCACAAUUCUGGUCAAUCCUGCCUGAGCUGGUUCUUUAUCUGACAGUGAAUCACAAAUUAAGUUGCUUCAUGUGAAACAAAAGCAGCAUAUCUGCCACACCUACAUAUGUAUUCCUGUAUCUCUAGCCCUCCAUAUUCAGUUUUUACUUAUAUCUAUCUCUCCAUAACUAGUUCCUCAAUGUGUUAAACUUUCAUCUCUGCCAUUCAGUAGCUACACUUCCAUUGUCCAUAGCUUUUAUCCUUAUCUCCAAUCCCUCUGUUUAUCAUCCCAAAUGCAAUCUUCGUUCUUUGCCUUUUCUACUGCUGUGAUCCAUUGGAUUGUUCUUUGUGAUCCUCUUAAUCAACCACUGGAUUGUACUGAGAGUGGAUUCUGUUGCAAGUAGAUUAAUUCCCUUUGGUUCAUGUUUUCUUUUAUGAUCAGCAUAUUCUUUUGGGGAAGCUCGAAAGAAGCCCCACUAGGAUAAUCUGGUAAAUUUAGAACUGCUUUUCCUAUGCUGGACAGCAGUAAAACCCUUGAUGUAAGUUUAACUCUUGCUUGCCUUUCAUGUAAAUUGCAAUCUCAUUGCAUUUGGACGAAGAAUGAUCAACAGGUAAUUCAGCUAAUUACACUUGAUAUAUCCUCUAGGCAUCUUGAUGAUUUCAAUUAUGCAAAUUCUGACAUUGGCUUUUAGGACUUCCUGUGUGAUUUUUUUAGAGCUGAGGACAGAAAGUCAAUGCCAUGUGUGGAAGCAAUUAUAGGAUAUCAGGAAUUGUAAAGAAGGAGGUUUCAUAUUUUCUUGUGAUAUUGUGUAUUGAGCUGAACACUUAAGUCAACAGCAACUGCCGUUCUGAGAGUCUGCAAUUGCUCGUUACCGGAUUGGAGUUUGGGAAAUCUGUUUGGCGCUGUUAUGGCUUUCAGUUUCACUAUGUGUACUUCAGGAUUGGAAGCUGGCUGUAAGAUGAGAUAUGGAGUUGUAUUAGUUACUGAAGGACUUUAUACAGAUGACUGCUCCCUACUGCUAAACAAGCAUCACACUCAAACAUCUGGGUUCAGAGUAACAGAGACAAUGCUUUACUUGUUUUUGAUGUUAAAAUUUGUCAACCAGCGCACAUGUGGAACAAUAUAGGACAAAGGGAAAAUAUUCCAUUGUGUGUCAUAGACGACCCUUUGAAUAUUGAAGUAUACAGAUGCCUAGAUCCUUUUCUAUCAUGUUCAACUGUAUCAACUAAAGUAUGUUUUUAGUUUGAGGCUGAAUCUUUUAUUUAGAGCGCAGACACUCUAAAUAUUUCUUAAUUCACAUUAUUCUCAAUAAACUGAACAAUUAAAAAUAAUCAAGUUCUGUUAUUAUUUUGAUGCUGAAAUACUCCGAAAGAAAUUAAAAGGUAAACUGCCACUCUGAGGGGAAAACAGAACAAGAGAAAAGCUAAUCUAAAGGUACAAAGCUGUAGUAUCUAUAUAAUAGGAAGUAUAGAACGAUAUAUAAAUAUGAACUAUGAUUUAAACAUAUCAAAUAUGAAAUUCUUCAGAAAUAUCUUAUUCAUUCUAUUUGAGUUUGAAAUUAUAUUUUUAAAUGGUAUACUGAAGGCAAAAAUAAAGAGUUUUGGGAAUAUUGCCCACAGAAGUGUCCAUCCUAAAUGGUGAUAACUAGUUUUCAGAUGCUGGAAGCCUGUCAGCAGCUAUCAGCUGUCAGAGAUUAUGGGACACUUCAUAAUGUUGUCAUAGCACCUCAGUUAUCUGCAAUGUCAUGAAUGAGGAUUGUGUUUACGUAUUUCAGCUGUAAGGAUAUUACAUUGUCUAUGUAUCAAAAUUGUUAUCUGUGAUGCAACAGGGUCACAUCGGAAAGCAGAGUUGGACCCUAUAUAUCACUUAAUGAGGAUCAACUGGAUUUUUUUUGCACUUUGCAAGAUUUUCCUGGCCCUACUAAGUAUUCCAACUCAUUUUGAUCCCACUGUGUGUUCUACUUUUAACUAUCUUUUUCUGCAUCCUGACUUUUAAUCACAAUGUUUCUUUUAAACUCUGAUUGAUGGUGAAGCAUUUCUGCAUCAAAAUAAAAUGAUAACAAGAUGCUGGAGCUUUUGUUUAUUCUCUGCGUUGCUCCAUUUAUUUGUGGAAAAUAUUCACAGUUUUUUCAUAGGUUUAAUUUUGUCUUUCCAAUAAUUGGGAAAUUCAUAGAUUCAUAUUAUCAAGGCAACUGUGAUUACUUUAUCAAUGAGAGAAGCACACCAGUCUUCCAUGCAUGUUUUUCAAGUUUCUAAUUUCCUUACCUGAAGGUACCAUUGUUGCUGGGUUACAGAGCACAUGCUAUUACUAACAGGCAAAGAAAAAUAACCUUUCUUUAUUCUCUCUUUUUCCACUCCUGGUUUGACUGCAACAGGUUUCUCAGUUUUCAAAUAAAACAUUGUAUUGCCAAUUUAGUGUGGACAAUUUGUAAGAAUAAUGCCAAACAGAUACUAUCAAAGCCUAAGAGUUCAUUUUAUGACUAAAACUCACUGUUUGGUGAAACUUAUUUCAAAAUGUACUAAUACAUCCUGCUCCCUGCUCAUGUACACAAACAUAUAGUUCCUCAAGCAUUCAGAAAAAAACAAUUGCACAGGCAAUUUUUCUUUGGCUGAAGUAAUUGGUUUGAAGUUUUGACUGAAAUAUCCCUUUUCUUCGACAAAACGCAGGUGUAGAAAACCAAUAGUAUUCAGUAGAGGUUGUUUCUGCUAUAAAACUGCAGGAACAUCUUUUAUUCGCUCCACAAAAUACCACCUAAGCUCCUUGUUUUACUUACUGACUGAGUUAUGUCUUUAUGUAUUUUUUGUUCAAAACCAAGUUCAAACUUUCACAAAAACGCUUGCAUCAUAUGACCUCUCUCCAGGUUGGUAGUUGACCAUUGAUCAGAAUAUGUCUGGCCCAGCUUGCACUUGUCUAUUGUGAUAGCUGAGGUAAUAUUCUUUAAACAUUCCAGCUAUUAACCUUUGAAUGAUCAAUCCUCAACCAUGAUAAGAUUCAAAUCACACAACACCAGGUUAUAGUUCAACAGGUUUAAUUGGAAGCACUAGCUUUC
Molecule: messenger RNA, 8650 nt
Organism: Chiloscyllium plagiosum (whitespotted bambooshark)
Lineage: Eukaryota; Metazoa; Chordata; Chondrichthyes; Orectolobiformes; Hemiscylliidae
Source: RefSeq, a predicted model, not a curated record